Varanus komodoensis (Komodo dragon) is the source of this 3037-nucleotide messenger RNA. Its product is annotated as zinc finger and SCAN domain-containing protein 12-like. The coding region runs from base 305 to 2749 and encodes 814 amino acids. Gene Ontology annotation, molecular function: DNA-binding transcription factor activity, RNA polymerase II-specific; RNA polymerase II cis-regulatory region sequence-specific DNA binding. The transcript has 9 exons. Gene Ontology annotation, biological process: regulation of transcription by RNA polymerase II. The record is from RefSeq and is a predicted model, not a curated record. Lineage: Eukaryota; Metazoa; Chordata; Lepidosauria; Squamata; Varanidae.
GGGGUGUAUCCCUCUGGUUGGAAAGGAAGAGUGAUUUUGCCACAAAUGCAUUGCUAAGCAGGAAGACUCUCCCCUCACACUGCAGGACUGUUGGAGCUACUGGACAACUCUUUUCUUGCUUGUUCUCUCACACUUCCCACAAGAGUGUUAGAAGGCCCACGAAAAGGCAAAAGUGGAGUCUUUUCCUCUCUGUGUGGUUCUAGCAAGACUUCAAGGGCUGGAGAAACGUUUUGCUGGGAAUCCAUCUUCAAGAAAAGCCACUGCUAAACCGAGGCUGGCAGGUGCCAAGCGAGGAGUGGAAGUGAUGAAGGAACAAAAAUCAGCAGGCCCAGGGGUAGAAGUCAGAAUGGAUGUGGUUGGAAGAGCUGCCGGAGCAGCUCGGACGGAAUAUAUGACAGAGCAGCCUGGAUGGAGGGCAGUGCAGGAGGGAAAGGGGGAGCCAUCCAGGGGGAUGCAGCAGCGCUGGGAAGUCCAAUGGCAGGAGUUCCUGAAGACGCUGCAGCCCCCCCACAUGGGGUGGGGAAGCGCAGCGACGGCGGAGGUGGCCCCCUGGGAAGACGCCAAGGCCUUCCUGGCCUCCUUCGAGCAGGUGGCCAAGGCCUGCCGGUGGCCUAGGGCAGAGUGGGCGGCCCGGCUCCUGCCGGCACUGAGCGGCGUUGCCGAGCAGGCCUUCAGCAUCCUGGAAAGCAGGGAUCAGGAGGACUACGGGAAGGUGAAGGCGGCCAUCUUGCGAGGGGAUGCCCUGCGAAUGGAGAUGCAGCGCCAGCUCUUCCGGCAGUUCUGCUGCCAGGAGGUGGAGGACCCACGAAGAGUUUACAGCCAGCUCCAGGAGCUGUGCCAUCAGUGGCUGAAGCCAGAGCGGCACAGCAAGGAGCAGAUCCUGGAGCUGCUGAUCCUGGAGCAGUUCCUGGCCAUCCUGCCAUUGGAAAUCCAGAGCUGGAUCCGGGAAGGGGGCCCGGAGUCCUGUGCCCAAGCGGUGGCCCUGGUGGAGGAUUUCCUGAUGAACCAACGGGAGGCUGAAACAAGGAAAUGGCAGGGGCCACUGCAAGAGGUUUGCAUCGGCUCCCUAAGUAUGGAAGAAGAAUCCUUAGAUGCCACACAGGGACAAAACUACAAAGAAGCCAAGCAGAUGAGUGCUGGAGAGAUCAGCUUGCUGGGCAGCGGGAUCAAAUGUCCAAGCCACUCCAGUUUCCUGCUUCCUCGGGAAGGACAGGAAAUGGCCGAGGCUGGGCUGAGCGAGGGUCUGGUGAGCCUCAAGGAGACGGGGGCAGCUUUGCAUGUGGUCGAGCAAACUCUGAUGCAACCGGGACCCCGGACCAUGUUCUGGCAAGUCCUGCAGGAGGAGGAUGGGAAUGCAGAUUCUUUGGAGGGAUUCUUGACACCUAAGGCUGACCUCUCCUCCCAUUCCUCCAAAGAAGAAAUGUUCCAUUCCUUCCCGAUCGGUUGUGAACGACACCCAGGCCGAGAGUCAGGUGAUGGCCAGGGAAAUUUGCUCAAGGUGGAGAAUUCUCAGCAUGGAGAAGAUGAGCUGGAGGAAACACCUGGGGCAGCUCCCCCAGUGAGCCAUACAAAUGUUCCACUGACGGCUGAGAUACACGAGGAAAGAUGUGAUGGGAAGAGAAGCUGGAUCAAGAUGGAAGAUUCUCAGUGUGGAGGAAAAGAGCCAGAGGAGACCCCGAGGAUCCUACCACAGAUUAACCAGGGGAACAUUCCUGUGGCAGCUGAGAUGCCCAAGGAACGAUGUGACAGGAAGAGAAGUUGGAUCAAGAUGGAGAAGUACCAGCUGACAGAGACCUUGCCAGCGGAAACGCACAGGACAUUAGCCGAAAUAUCUCAGUGGAACUUUCCUGUGUCAACUGAAAAUCAUGAGCAACGAUGGGAAUCCAGAGCAGAACAGCUGGAGAAGCAGCUGCUGGUGGCAGGAGAGAAUGAAUCCAGCGAGUUCACCGAAGCUCUCACGGCCGCUGUUAGCAAAAGUUACACCAUGCAAACGGAGGGGGAAACGUUCUUGUUUUCCAAGCACAGCAGAAAAUGCCGCUACAAACCGGGGCAUGUUACAAUUCAUACCAGAGAGAUCCCAUAUAAAUCUUCUACUUCGGGAGAAAAUGUCCAGCAAAAGCGAUCCUUUGAUCAACAUCAUGGGGCACAGACAGGUGAGAAACAAUAUGAACUCUCCGAGUGCAGGAAAGACUUCCACCGGAGGGAGGAUUUGAUUAGCUAUCGGAAUAACCACACAGAAGAGGAAUCUUUUGGAUGUAAGGAGGAUGGGAAAAGUGCCAGUGGAAAGAGAGCAUUCAAACGAGAUCAAAGCAUUCAAACAGAGGGGAAGAGAUACCAGUGCACUCAGUGUGGCAAGUCCUUCAGACACAGACAAACACUGACGAAACACCAGAAAAUCCACACGGGAGAAAAGCUGCAUGAAUGCCUCGUGUGCGGGAAAGGAUUCACUUCUCGGGAGCCUUUACUGAGACAUCAGAGAAUCCACACAGGAGAGAAACCCUAUGAAUGUUCUCAGUGUGGGAAAUGCUUUAGACAAAGGGUACAUUUGAUGUGUCAUCACAAAACCCACACAGGAGAGAAACCAUUCACAUGUCCCGAAUGUGGGAGAAACUUCUCCCGGAGAGAUAAAUUGAUCAGACACCAGCGGAUUCACAGGCGUCAGCGGCCUUAUACACACCCAGAGUGUGGGAAGAGUUUUGAUCAGAUAGUGACGCUGGUCAAACAUCAGAGUAUCGAUGAAGGGCACUGAGAGACUGUACACUUCAGGAAUGUGUGAGUGUUGUAUAACUUCCAUUCCUUAAAGCGGUUUAGCAAGUCGUCAGUCAUUGCUACAGAUACACCAGAGGGGGAGCCCGACCCCCGGAUGAGCAUUUAGUACAACCUUUGACAUGCAAUAAAGGAUAUGCAUUACAUGGUGUUACACAAAGAGGUCUGUUUUAGCAUCCCCCUUUCCAAAGCACUAAAGGGGUACAAGAAUAAAAACCACCCGUAACUUCUGUGCUAAGAAUAAGAGGGAUAAAUCCUUCAAUGAAAACAG